Molecule: messenger RNA, 858 nt
Organism: Lingula anatina
Lineage: Eukaryota; Metazoa; Brachiopoda; Lingulata; Lingulida; Lingulidae
Source: RefSeq, a predicted model, not a curated record
AGUUAGCUCAUAAUAUUUAAGACAGCCCACGGCGUGCUCGCUCUAGUGCGCAAGCCGAGAGACCUAAACAGACUUGGAGCCGUUUUUUCGAGCAAUGAUGGAGAAGUCGCUGCUGAUUUCCUUUGCCAUCAUGGCUUUUGUUGUGCUGAUAACCAACGCCAUAGCAGCAAGUGUCGACAAAGAGGACCGACUUCACAAAUUUCAUAAGAGGGACGCCGCAUCUGCAAAGGCCUUCCUGCGCUCAAAGCGAAGUUCUAGAUGGCGUUAUGAGAUGGAUGAGAUGGAUGAAAUGUACGAGAGUCAGGGACCUUGGGAGUCUACAUGGGAAUUUGACGACAGUCCCUACGAAAUAGAAAGAGACAGAAGGGAAAAUGCCCGCGAGGCCGAACAACGUAGACGAUUCAUGGCCAACUGGAACUAUGGACGCAGACACCAUUAUAACAGACGUCCGACUGUCAACUAUUAGACAAAGGAGCAAGAAAUCAGUUCUUCCAUUUCACUUAAAUAUAGUCAUUUGUACAAGUAGGCUGGAGGUGGGCUUAGAUUUAUGCUCCAUUUUUUGACUGAAAUUAAAACUGAAUUUAGCCCAUGCUAGUCAUUAAAGUGACGAAAAACAGUAAGAAAGAAACGAGUAGAACUUUGUCACCGAGUGCAGUUGGGACAAGAACAUCCUGACGGACUGUCAAUGUACCGGUAGUGGAUAUUUGCACCAGUCUAUGGUCAACUGUACAGUUCAAUUCCUCAGUAAUUCACAAAUGUAGCUUUAAAAAACAGGUUUAACGCACAUGUAAAUGCCAUAUGUCAAAACCCAAUCGAAUAAAAACACUAUGGUUAUUUCUGUAGUAAAAUUACAACGCA